UGAUGAGCACACACACACACAGAUAUUUUAUACUCUGCUUUUGAGGGAAUUGAUUGUUGUUGCUAUAUCGGCGGCGGUAAAUUAGGGCAACGGUAUCCGAUCUGUUCAACUUUAGUUGAUCGAAAGAAAGCCACCUCCAUGGAGUCUGCAAGUUUGAAAAUGAUAUCAGAUUGCUUCAUCAAACCAAAAUUCGUAUCAGAAGAAGCUAAAAAACCAACUUACAUGGCCCCAUGGGAUCUCGCCAUGCUCAACCUAACUUACAUUCAAAAGGGUCUCCUCUACUCCUUGCCCCCCGAAAACAAAAAAGACUUCUCCACGGCCGACUUCGUGCACCGCCUCAAAGACUCCCUUUCUGACACACUCACUCAUUUCCACCCACUCGCCGGCCGUUUAGCCACCGUAAAACAAACAAACCCGCCUUCUGUGGUCAUCUUCAUCAAUCCGGAGAACAGUCCGGGAGCAAGAUUCAUACAUGCCUCGGUCAACUUGACGAUUGAUGAUCUUCUUACGCCCACUGAUGUUCCGCUGAUCGUGGAAUCGUUUUUCGAUCAUCACAAGACUAUCGGUCACGAUGGGCACCAGAAGUCGUUGGUGUCGAUUCAAGUCACGGAACUUGUUGAUGGAAUCUUUGUCGGUUGUUCAAUGAGCCACACGGUGGCUGAUGGAACUUCCUUCUGGCAUCUUUUCAACUCGUUAUCGCAAGUGUUCCUGUCCAAACCGAUCGCACCUCCUGUUCUCAAGCGAUGGGUUCCGGAAGGAUGCGACCCGAUCAUCUCCCUCCCCUUCGCCCAUCAAGACGAAUACGUCAACAGACCAAAUCCGCCAUUGGUACGACAGCGAAUCUUCCAUCUUAACUCAAAUGCUAUGGCUAAACUCAAAGCAAAAGUGAACUCAGAAUGCAGCACCACAAGGAUAUCCACUUUACAGACGCUCUUGGCAGUGAUAUGGCGGUGCGUGAUCCGGGCCAGGCGGUUUCCGGCUGAAAAAGAAACCUCUUGCAAAUUGCCGGUGAACGUCAGAAGCAGGAUGUCACCACCUUUGCCAGAACACUACUUCGGUGUUGCGAUUCAAACUGUGGGAAUAAAAACAACCGCCGGGGAGCUGCUGGAUCACAGUAUCGGGUGGGCGGCGAAGCAGUUGCACGAGUUGGUGGUUAACCAUGGGGAUAAACAGAUCCGUGAGUAUGCGGAAUCAUGGGUGAAGAAUCCGAUUGUGCAUAAAAUGGACGUGAUUUAUGAUGGGGUUGGUGUAAGUAUGUCGAGUUCACCAAAGUCUGAUAUGUACGGUGUUGAAUUUGGGUUGGGGAAAGGAGUGGCGGUGUUGUGUGGGAAUGCGAUGAAGUUUGACGCCAAGGUCUCCUUGAACGCCGGACGGCCACGCGAUGGUGAAGGACUUAUGGAUGUGGAUCUCUCCCUGCUACCGGAAACCAUGGCGCUUUUUGAAACUGACCAAGAGUUUAUGAGUCUUGUGCAGCUCUAAUUUAUGUUCUUCCUACUUGCGAUUUCCUUCCUUAUUUUCAAGUACCUAAGUUUCAGUUUUAUGAUCCAAAGACUCCAUUUUCCACUUCUCCAGGGUUUUUGCCACCUUCCAAGAUCGAAAAGGCAAGGAGGGAGGUUCUUAUCAGCAGCAUAUUCUUUCGAGCUCCUAAAAGCCAUCCACUCAAGAGCCGAAGAAAUUGCCUAGGCUUCAAGACUCCAAUGUAAGGCAAGUUCCUGUACUGUUCGUUGAAAUCCAGACCAUACCCCACGACAAAUGAAUCCGGGCACUGUUGCAGACAGAACAAUUCAUGUUUUAAUGUCAUAUGCAGAAAGAAUAGAAAAACAAACCAUAUUAGCAGUUUUUAAGUAUCAUAAAAGUUCAUGAGUAGGUCCUAUCUCGCUAUCAAAUAUCUAUAUUAUCACACAGGCACAUAACAAAAGUAGUAAUGGGAUUGUUCAAUGCUAACUUCUACUAAUGAAUUACAAUUUUGCUUUCAUCAGUAGGUCAUAAGUCAUUAUCUCAUAUCUAACAAUUCUCACGGAACCCUUAAUCUUUCAAAUGCAUAGAGUCAUAUCAAAAAGUGGGCUUGAUCAUUGAUGUAUCAUCUACAACUCCAUACAACGACAAUACAAGUAAUGGUUGAGUUGAUGUUCCAAGACUAAAAAGAACAGAUGGAAGGUUGGCGAAGUAGUCAUGACUCAUGAGAUUACAACCAAAAGAUGACCAUUUUUCUUUUUUAUCAAAUUAAACUCGUAGUAACCGUAUCACGGUGUAUAACACAGAUUAUAUAUGCAAAAUUUCUAAGUAUGUUCAAUUCA
Erigeron canadensis is the source of this 2297-nucleotide messenger RNA. RefSeq lists its product as uncharacterized. The transcript has 5 exons. The record is from RefSeq and is a predicted model, not a curated record. Lineage: Eukaryota; Viridiplantae; Streptophyta; Magnoliopsida; Asterales; Asteraceae. The coding region runs from base 139 to 1479 and encodes 446 amino acids.